Messenger RNA from [Torrubiella] hemipterigena, 2765 nucleotides. The record is from the annotation of a GenBank genome assembly. Lineage: Eukaryota; Fungi; Ascomycota; Sordariomycetes; Hypocreales; Clavicipitaceae.
CCACUGUCAACAUCCACAACACAACUUGCAUUUCUAGAUUGAACUGAGGGCAACGUAUCAAUAUCGUUGAUGGAAGUGAGUAAUCAUUUCGCCGUUGGUUAUCGAUGUGGAAUAUGCAACUGGCCGCUGUCAGAUGCAGAGGAGGAUCCAGUCUACCUGCUUGUGGGAAACAGUGAUUCAACAGGUUUCGUCAAACACCUUGGUCCAUUUUAUUACCCUCCUCUUAACUAUCAUCGUAACCUAAACGGGAGCGUGUAUCUAUGUCGAACACCAGACUGCAGCGACUGUACUGAGUCCUCGGAAGCGGUGGCGGUGCACAACGACUGUUUCGGCUCAAUUCCAAAACUAACCACCGUCUAUACUAUAGACCAUUUAUGGAUUACAAUUUCUUGGCGGUCACCAUGGCGCCAAGCGCCGUACUUUCAACUGGAAGACAUGACACCAAAGCCGGACUUUGCUGCUCUCGACAAGCUUGGCAUACCAUUAAUAAGACGGCUCCCUCCUGAGAUUGUUCAUAUUAUCUACAAAUAUUCACAAACUAGUGACUUCUGGCGAUACUGUGAUAUGUUCAGUCUGGGUCGAAGCUUGGUUCCUUUGUCGAAGCCACCUUUCUCUGUGCCUCUCGGCGACAUCUCUACUUGGACCCGAGGGGGUCAAGUUGAGCGUAUCACAGACCAAGGCUUACCAAUUAUUCGAUUGACUAUUGAUUCAUGGGGGCUCAAGAAAAUAGAAAGCCUCUCAAGCUACCCGAAAUUCAAAAACUGGCGUACAGAUCAUUUGAGAUAUGUCGUGACAGAUCGCAGCAAGGUUAAUGGCAUCCUUGCACAUUGUCUUGGCGGGAUAAUGCGACUACAAUUUCCCAAGAUGCCGUAUCCGGGCUUUCAAACAUGGGAUACCCCGACCCCUCCAAACAUGGAGGAAUGUGCCCUUUUCGCAUGGUAUAUGACUGAACAGACACAGUUCAGAGUGAUUGAUUUAGACCAAGUAUUUGGUCUAACUUUCUUUUGCCAUGAAGGCAAUCUUUAUGAUAUCCAUGUUCACACGAAGAUGUCGCCUUGCGCAAAACCAACCUAUCACAAAUUAUCCGGCCGCCGUCAAUUGAAUGUUGUUUGGGUGUAUGUCCCCAUAUCCAAGACAGAUUCCAUUACCGUGAUGGGACAAAGAGUUUUAAAGCGCGAGAACAGCAUUCCAUCUCGUAUCUGUGUACUCUUACGACUACGGCUUGCUGGCGACAUAUUUGUCGCUCUUUCUGCCGCCGAUUAUAACGGAGAUUUGCGGUUCAGUCAAACAAAUCCACAGAAUUUUAUUUAUAGCGUACCAGAUUCGCGGGCGUUAUCAGUCUUUGGAGUAUUUACACCGGAACCAGAGCUUGUGGCAUCUGUAAAGGCCUUUCACUAUCCAAUCAGAGAUGAUCCGCCAAUCGACCGUGCUUACUUCGCCGCAGCUCCCUUAAGCCACAUAGACGAUUUAAAAGUCUUUCAUGACGCAGAGACUGGCUCUUGCGUGGGUAUAUUAUUGAGAUACAACAACGGCGCUGAACGUUGUGUGGGACAAUGCCGACUCGGUGUGGACAACGUUCAAUACUUUGAGAGGCCUAAUCGAAUCUGUCUUCGGAAAAUAGAGUCUGACUUCGACACCGAUGAUCCAGAUGAAUUCGAUACAGUACCCCCAACCCAGAAUGCCCUGGUUUCAGCUGCGUGUAAUGCAGAUCAUGAUCAUGCUGAGCCUGGAUGGGCAUGUCUACCUAUGCGAGGGGAGCUGCAAUGCUGGUUCUCCUGCGAAGAGACCGAUGUCCGUGUGAUGGUGGAUUAGCUUGACCUCUUUUUCCACUUACUCGUAUACAAACACCGGGAUUGAUAUUCUUCGCACCUCCCACGAGUGUACCUAAGAAUCUUUGUACUUUAUGUCCAACGCUGUACUAGCAUAUCAUCUACAGAUGGCAGUUGUCGAAAGCUCUCUGCCCAAUCAAGAGCAGGCAGCCUCGGGCGGCGCUGUUCCGUUUGACCGUUGGCUGGGCGCUAAUGCCGGGCAGUAGGGUCCCUGGCGUCCCAUAAUCCCCCAAUGCGGGAUGCGUAUGUGUGUGCAAUAUUCGUGGUGGGCGGGCAUGGUGGCGGCGCCGGACAAGAGCAGACAGUGCAGGUGUGCGUGCUGCGUGUGAAAUAUUGGCAGGGAAGACAGCGAAUAAGCUGCAGGCAAAAGGCUAAAGAGGAGGAUAGAAGGAACCGAAAAGAAACUAAAGGCGCUAUGCCAACACUAGCGCCGCGGGGUGGCAGAUGCAGGUGGCGAUGUGGUGGGUUUGAGGAGCAGAGUUGCUGCUGCAGGUGGCGAGCGGGGUACGUGUGUGGUCUGAAGUAUACCGUGUGGCCAGGAGCGUUACUUUCUGUGCCUAGGUUGUGAAGAGCAUAAUUAGUGGGUAAAACCAUGUAAGCAUAAUUUGCUUCUAUCAUGUUGCCAUAAAAUUGGCAUUGAAGCUGUGAAUAUGAUCAUUUGGCAAUGAGAGCGGCAAAGGGAGCGCUAUCGCAUGGUUGCUUGCUUGCUAGUUGGCCGUAUUUGGAUGCAGGCCCGGCCCAUGUGGCAGGGAAUCUAGACCUAGAACGGGCUUGGUCAACGGAGGAUUGGGCUUGGUGAAAGGAGAAUGAUGGACGACGGGAAUUGGCACUGGCGUAAAGGUGGUGGUGGCUGUAGUGGUUGGUGGCGGGGGGUGUGUGUGCAUGGAGGACGGCUGUAUGGAGAAGGAUGAAAUGAAUGGAUGGAUAGAUGGAUGG